This is a messenger RNA of Phycodurus eques (leafy seadragon), 3655 nucleotides long. RefSeq names its product protein tyrosine phosphatase domain containing 1b (gene ptpdc1b). Lineage: Eukaryota; Metazoa; Chordata; Actinopteri; Syngnathiformes; Syngnathidae. Bases 1434 to 3407 code for a protein of 657 amino acids. The transcript has 10 exons. Gene Ontology annotation, molecular function: protein tyrosine/serine/threonine phosphatase activity. The record is from RefSeq and is a predicted model, not a curated record. Gene Ontology annotation, biological process: cilium assembly; protein dephosphorylation.
UUUCCCCAAACAUUUGUCUGACAGUUCCUCCUCGCUGCUGGCUCGUUUGUUGUUCUCGUCGAUCCCUCGAUGGGAUGUCUGCUGGGAGGAACUAAUAUGUAAACAGAGGCGCGAGGAUCUAGGACCAGGGAGGUUGCAAAUCGAGAAAUGACUGAAGAGAUUGCAACAAAAGAAAUGGGAUUUUGUAGUUAUAUCCGAUCGUUCCACUUUGCCACAUACAAUAUGGCAGUGAGGUUGACGUACGAUUCAGUGGAGCUAGCUAGAUAGAUGAUAGAUCUCGAUCAAGAGCCUCCUGGACCAUUUUAGAAAAAGUCUUGUCAAAAACUAUCUGAAUAUCGUUGUAAUUCAUUCGUUUUAACUUACAGGUUAGAACAAUGUUAAGAUUUGCACCUUUAAUGUGAUAUAAUGUCAUCAUGUUAAAGAGUAAGAUUCCUUUAAUGGCUUGAUGUAAAAUUAACUUGAUAUGGAGUACAUACUGUAAUUUAUGCUAAUGCAGUAUAUGUGACAUUUAUGGAUUCUGUUGACUUCUUAUGAACCAUAUAAAUUUUUCUGUGCAAGGAACACGUAACUUGGAGUGUUAAUGGGAUAAUGGGCAGGUUUUUAAAAAAAAUAUAUUAUUUUGUUUGCAUUGUUAUCCAAAUGGCGGACAUCAUAAACCGAUCUCUUUGCGCUAAACUGAACCUUACCAGCUUUUGUAAAAUGUAGACUAAGCCAAUCAGAUGUUAUCUUCUGUCUUUUUCACCAACAAGCCACUCUUCGGAGAACAUUAGCAUAAUGGUAUCAGAAAAUGUCCCUAACACUUCCAUGACAUACUUUAUAAACACAUCGAGCCAAAUGACUUGUGUUUUUCAAUGUUGUACCUUUUGUAAUUUCACAUAUGAAUAUAUUAUCAGAAGAUUGCAGAUCCAAAAUUUGCCGCAGAAAGCAAAGUUGAUAUGACAAUAGUAUGAUUUUUGUUGAGGAGUGGGUACUUAUUUUAUACUGGUACAGUAAUAAGAUUAGUAGUCUAAUCCUAGAGGAGGCAGGAAUAGCCCAACGCCAUCCCACUCUCGACUCAGAAUAGGAGGAAGAACCUGAGCUACCUGCAUUUUCGCACAGCCUGCAUCUUUCCUACUUUUCCAAACUGUGUCACUUUCCCUUAUUCCUGCACUGGACUUGCCGUUCUGAUGAGGUAGAGGUUUUGAGAGACCACAAUAUCCAAGUGGAUGGACGACCCCACACUGACACACUGAGAGAUAAUCUGAGGCGAAUCAAAUCAAGCGAGGCCAAAGGAUUGACUUUCCACAGAUCCAAAGAGAGCGAUCACGUCAGAGCUCGGGAGGCUGAUGUCACAUAUUUUGGCAACUGUGGGGCAUUUGAGCCCUGAGAUGGUGCUCACCUGAGAGUCACAGGCUCUGCUAUGAUUGUGGACGUCACCCUGAGGGGAGAUUCAUAUGGCACUCCAUGAAAGGUCCCAUGGGGGUGCUCUGAUGGAAUUCAUCAGAGCACCCAGGGCAAAUUACACUAUAAUUGGAGAGGCGAUUCGUUAUGUCAUCCCGGCACACAUGCAAUGUUCUAUCGGCUGUGGUGGUCAAGGCUGCAAGUAUGACAACCCCAAUUUCUGGCGUGAUGACCAGCAGGCGAUUAAAGGCCUCUAUUCCUCAUGGGUGACUGAUCAUCUUCUUGCGAUGUCCAGACCCUCGACUGAAAUUAUUGAAAAGUAUGACAUUAUUGAUCAAUUCAUAAGGAAUAGCAUUAAAACAGUGAUCAACCUACAGAUACCCGGUGAACAUGCCGGCUGCGGAAACCCUCUAGAGCCAGAAAGUGGUUUCUCCUACAAUCCAGAGACCUUUAUGGAAAAUAACAUUUAUUUCUACAACUUUGGCUGGAGUGACUAUGGAGUGGCCAACCUUACUACUGUUCUGGACAUUGUAAAGGUUAUGGCCUUUGCACUACAGGAGGGGAAAAUAGCUGUGCACUGUCAUGCAGGUCUUGGGAGAACAGGUGUGUUAUUGGCUUGUUUUUUGGCCUAUGCCACCGGGAUGACAGCCAAUCAAGCUAUCUUAUAUGUUAGGGCUAAACGCUCUGGUUCCAUCCAGACGCGCAGUCAGCUAAGCUGUGUCCGUGAGUUCGUCCAGUUCCUCGCGCCUUUAAGGAGUGUGUUUUCUUGUGCUGAGCCUCGAUCGCAACCUGUCACCUUGACCCAGUACCUCAACCGCCAGAGACACAUCCUACACGGCCUUGAGCGUAAAGAAUUGAGGUACCUGCCAAAGAUUGUCCAACUUGUGUCCCGGCUGCUGUUGGAUAUUGCAGAGAAUCGACAAGUAAUCGAGGAGGACAUUUUGGAGGCACCGGACAUCCAUGAUAUUGAGAUGACCCUGAGCAUCAUUGAAAAGCUUGGACCUCAGUUUUGUACAAAGGAGCCUCGCUUGCCAGGUUCCCCUACCUUACCAAGACAUUUUCACGAACCACCCAUCUUCUACCAUCGCAAGAGUCUUAGUUAUAGUGAGUCUGAUUUAAGACGUCUGGGCUCGCAGCUCAACCUCCUUACACAACCCUUGGGCUCCCUUUCACAGGGUAAUGUGGCUAGUCCCGCUUCCCCAUCUGACUCCGGUCAACCUGCAGUCCAGUGGAAGAGUUGGAAUAGUAACACAUCUGACAUCUCCCAAAGCUCCACAGGAUCACUCUGGCAAGUAAAGAAUGACAAAAAGGAUGGAUCCAUUUUGUUGAAGAAAGUAAAGCAGAUACCCAUCCAACGCAGUGAGUCUUUUGGACACAAUGGCCCGCUCCAAAAAGGUAGCAUGCUUUCCAGAUUGAAGGCAGAUCAGAGGGAUGAGUUGGCAGAAAACAGGAGGAAGUCCCAAUGUAGAGAUGAGGAGCAUUCAGACGUGCCAUGCAUUACCCUGCAGUCUGAGUUGUCUCUGGAGGCCAGGAGGCUGCUGGUGGCACAGGCCCUGGCAGUCGACCUUUUCCUGGAUGGGGCGUCGGAGCAAAGGAACAAAGUGUUAACAUGGCAGGCUGAGCUGAAUCAAGGUGGUGCAUGGGAAAGGCUGUGCAUGGAGCGGGAUCCCUUCAUCCUCACAAGUCUGAUGUGGGCAUGGUUAGAGCAGCUUAAAGAGCCGGUGAUCUCCCUUCAGGAUGCCGUAGCCUUGAAGCUAGAAAACACUGAUGCUCAAAUGGUCCUCAACACACUUGGCCAGGCACCCAAAGAAACAUUAAUGUGCAUACUCGACUGUAUGGCUCAGUUACUGACAGUACCACUGGAGGUUGAACAUGCAUUUCUGAAUCGUGCUAUCAAGGCUUUCACUUGGAUGGAAAGCAGUUCCAACAAUGGAAGCCAAGUGUAUGAGUCCGUGACUAGAGCCUUACGGUGUGUCCUUGAGGACAUGAGAUGUGUUGCUACCAAAGAAGAAGAACCGACAGUGUAGAUGCUACAUGCGAAAACACGGAGGGGACACUUUGUGCCUUAUGAUGAAAAUAUUUAUUGUUAUUACUGAUGUUGUGCGAUCAAUACAAAUAGUGAUAUGUACUGUCUUAGCAUUUCUUCACCCCCCACACUAAGGUAACUCAACAAAGGUUUUUUAUGCAAUGUUUUGCCUUAAGACUGGUCAUAUUUAGCUCCAAAACUAGUCAAGUAUAGAUAGACCUGCAUAGGUUUGUUGUGGCGCACAUUACA